Messenger RNA from Triplophysa dalaica, 1440 nucleotides. RefSeq names its product polyubiquitin-like. The transcript has 2 exons. Bases 656 to 1123 code for a protein of 155 amino acids. Gene Ontology annotation, biological process: modification-dependent protein catabolic process; protein ubiquitination. The record is from RefSeq and is a predicted model, not a curated record. Gene Ontology annotation, cellular component: nucleus; cytoplasm. Gene Ontology annotation, molecular function: protein tag activity; ubiquitin protein ligase binding. Lineage: Eukaryota; Metazoa; Chordata; Actinopteri; Cypriniformes; Nemacheilidae.
CUCAUAUACAUUUACUCUGAGUUUCUUUUAUUCGAAUUUAACAAUAAAUGUGAAAAUAAUUCCCACCAUAAUUUAUCAAUAUCAUUUUAACAAGAUCAAGCAGACAUAUUUCACAUGAUAAACACAAUUAACAGGAAACAAAUCACCUGAACGGAAAACGAAACCUUAAACAGGUGUGUAGUCAAAUGACGUAUGGUUCUGUGACGUGCUUCAAUUAACCUGGGCAUCUUCAUCACCUGACCAUGGGAAAUUCCCUCUCUUGGGAAACUCAUGCAUAAUUGAUAAAAAAUCAAGUCUAUUAAUAAUACUACAAUAUCUUGCUACUAAUGUUUAUCACAUAGAGCAAAGCUAUUGCAUAAAAUGUUUCGUUAUAAACUUAUAUUUGUUUAUCAGGUACUGGUGAAACCUUUUGAUUUAUAGUUCCUCAAGCAUUAUAUCAGUGUAUCUGCAGAAUGGAAAACGAAAGUUGCCGAGCAACCUUCAGAAACAAAACAGUGUUGUGAGGCGGGGCAUUAUAGAUGUCCUAUAUAAGGUUAAGGCAUCUGCCCUGACCCACACUAUUCAAUUUUGGAGUGACUUUCAGACUCAAGAAAACCAGUUUCAGAAAAGAAACGAAACGAAAGAUAAGAUGAAAAAUAAUUGACAUUCUCGACUCAUGAUGGAGAUUAUCGUAAAGGGAUUCAAUGGAAACACAGAACGUCUGACGGUGGACUGUGAUGCCACAGUUGGUAAACUGAAGCAGCUCAUCUCAACACUCUUCAGUGUGCGACCUUUUCAACAAAAGCUGUCUGCAAAUAAUGGUCAAAAAACCAACCUUGAUGAUGAAUCCAGAAGCCUAAGUAGUUACGGUCUGCACUCAGGGUCCACCGUAGUGCUCCUCAUCACCAACCCUAUACAGGUGUUUGUCAAGAAUGAGGAUGGCCGGACAGGAACUUAUGAAGUUUACCCCGAUGAGACAGUAGACCAACUCCAGGCUAAGAUCUACAACAAGGAAAGAGUACCUGUGGAUCAGCAGAAGCUCAUUUACAAUUGUAAACAACUGAUGCCUGGAAAGAAGUUGCAGGAGUACGACAUCAAACCUAAAAGCACAAUUUUCAUGACACUCCGUCUCCGAUCUGGUUAAUGAAGAACAGUCAUGACACAAUUUAUUGUUGUUACAAAGAUUAACAUUGUCAAGCCUAACACCGGUAUUGUAGUACUUUGGAUUUAUUUAAAUGUUGGAGGAUAUCAGUUUUAUGUUUAUUUAAACAAAAUUUUAAACUAUUUAUCUAAUAUAUGCAUACAUUUAUGACAUAAACCACUUUUUUUUAAACCUUUUGCAGUUUUUUUGUAUUUAAACUGUUUUAUGUAAUGAUACAUAAUGAUAAUAAGAUACAUAAAGCAAUAUGUAAAAUUCUUAAACCAGUAAAUCAAAAUUACAUUUGUUGCAGCAAUUCCUGG